AUGUGGAACGACGAAGACAACAACCCCUACGGGGCCUUUGAUCAGCAUCAGUCUCACCUAUCUGACUCCCUACAUUCAGCCGCACUUUCCCCUCAGCUUUAUGGACAGGAAUCAACGCCCCCUUCCAGUCGUGGGUCAAGCAGCGAGCCUCCUGAUUACAUCACCAACCCCGACGACCUGAGUGACCCCGAAGAUGAGGCCGAAUAUGGCGCUGCAAGCCAACAAUACCCGCGGAAAAGUGUCUACGAUAGCCGAAUUGAACAGCUUCUAUACGAGAACCCAGAGAUGCCGAUAUUGAUAACCGAUGCAGGCAAGAACCAUGAAGGUGGUGGAGGUUUCAUCGUUUACACUAUCCGGACUGCGGACUUGGAAGUGCGCCGCCGAUACUCCGAAUUCGCAUCUUUGCGACAGACGCUCGUCAAUUUACACCCUACCCUCAUCAUUCCGCCAAUUCCCGAGAAGCACAGCAUGGCGGACUACGCGGCUAAGCCCACCAAGGCUAAAGAAGAUACAGCUAUUAUCGAUCUCCGGAAACGGAUGCUGGGUGUAUUCUUGAAUCGCUGCAGGCGCAUGAAGGAAGUUCGUGAAGAUGGAGUGUGGUGGAGGUUCCUCGAUCCGAACGUUAGCUGGAGUGAAGUUUUGAGCUCGCAUCCGGCAUCCUCGGUCCCCAAGAAUAACCUGAAAGCACCUCCUCUUGACCCUGCAAACCCAACACCUGGCCAUGGCUGGCUCCCCAUUCCCUCAGCUUCCGCUAAGUUGAAGCCGAGCGGGGCGGGAACUACACUAUCCGGGAGUGCAGCGUCUCCAAUCUCGCCCACCGAAGCUGAGCCGCAGUCAUUCCCUGGCCCGGAGAUUCUGGGACGUUUCCCGCCUGAGUCGCGUAAGCUCAGCGAGCAAGAGCUGGAUCCCUAUUUCAUUAACUUCGAAGCCUCUACGCGAGAGCUGGAAUUGCUGCUGCAAGGAAACAUCGAAAAGGUCAAUCGGCGAACACUAUCUCAUUUGUCUUCCCUGUCAGCCGAUCUUAUGGAAUUGGGCGCGCGCUACAACGGAUUUUCUCUUUCUGAACAGUCUCCUACGGUGGCGGCUGCCAUUGAGCGGAUCGGACAGGCUGCCGAUACCUCUUACAUUGAGACCGAGGAGCUUUCUUCAGCUCUAAGCGCAAGCUUUGCCGAGCCCAUGCGUGAGAGUGCACAAUUUGCCAGUGUGGUCCGCGGAGUUUUACGAUACCGAGUUCUCAAGCGGGUCCAGCAGGAGAUGACCCGGGAUGAGUUGUCUAAAAAGAAGACGUUACUGGACUCUCUCGAGCGCAGUGAGCUUGAGGCUAGGCGGAUUGAACAGUAUCUCAACCGCACAGGCCCUCAGUCGGGGGGUACAAAGCCUCGUUCACUGUCGACAUCAUCUGCCGUUAGCAGUGAAGGGGCUGGCCCCAACAUCGCAGCAGAUUCGGAAUUCCCACCCACCCACGAUGAUUCAUACAACUCUCCGCCUCCAUCGCAGAUUGGAGGACCCAGGAGACCUGACCCGUCAGCAUCGGCGUCUCCCGCUCACCGCAAAACGUCAAGUGGGACUUUUGUGGCGAACAAAAUAUUCGGUCGCAUCAGUCAUGCCAUCCAUGGUUUCGCAGAUGUUGAUCCAGAACGCACACGUCGUGACCAGAUUGGAAAGACAAAGGAAAGUCUGGUUCAGUUGGAGCAAGCCCUGGAGGUCUCUGAAAAGGACGUCAAGGACGCUAGCGCAGGUGUGCUUCAAGAUCUCAAACGCUUCCAGAAGGACAAAGAGGCAGAUCUUCGGCGAUACAUGGUCGCAUACGCUCGCUGCCACUUAGAUUGGGCACGGAAGAAUCUGGAGACAUGGACUGAAGCCAAGGAUGAGGUGGACAAGAUCGUGGCUCGCUAG
This is a messenger RNA of Penicillium olsonii, 1896 nucleotides long. Lineage: Eukaryota; Fungi; Ascomycota; Eurotiomycetes; Eurotiales; Aspergillaceae. The record is from the annotation of a GenBank genome assembly.